This is a messenger RNA of Pelagomonas calceolata, 1683 nucleotides long. Lineage: Eukaryota; Pelagophyceae; Pelagomonadales; Pelagomonadaceae. The record is from the annotation of a GenBank genome assembly.
GCGUCGAACGCCGACGACGAACCGCCUGCAAGGCUAGCAGCCCAACACCGAGGAGCAGCCAAAGAGACCACUAUGGCCCUAGCACAGUACCGCAGCCGCCGCGAUUCAGAGAGGAGCUGCCCCUGGUUCCACACGGAAGAACAACUGGAGGCCAUCGCCGAGCAGGCCUAUGAUGAAGAAACAGUUUCCACCACGGAAAGAGCACCAAAAGAGGACGACCCGCUCGUCGAGCCCGCGUUACUGCGGCGCUACGAGAUCUGCGCGAGGGUCGGUGGGACUUCUAGAUGUAUUGUAUAUAAAGCCUACGAGCGCGCCAGAAGACGCUUCGUCGCGCUGAAAUUGCUACGAGGCUGUUUUAGGGAUAGAACGUCUUCACAAAGGUGCUAUCGGGAGGUGGCCUAUCUCCACGCCUUGCAGGGCCAUCCGUGCGUCGGGAGACUGCGACGAGUGUAUGUGGGCGAGAGUGGCCUGCAUGCGGCCAUAGCUCUCGAUUAUUUUGGGACUGAUUUAAGGCAUGCCAUUUUAGCCGACAGACUGUCCCCGGAACACCGGACGUGCGUCGCAAGACAACUCUUCGCGGCCCUGGCUUUUGUCCACGAUGCGAAAAUAGCCCAUCGAGACGUGCGACCCUCAAACAUCGUGCUAGAUGAGAAGUGUCACGCGCAACUCAUCGACUUUGCGUCCGCGAAGUUUUUAGGGUCAGAUGAUUCGACGUCGGCCGCUUUAGAUGGUCUGCGUUCAACCACAGACGACAUCGGCGCGCGGUGCUACCAGCCGCCGGAACAGCUGCUGGGGUCACCGCGACGAGGCGGAAGGGCGGGCGACGUGUGGGCGUGUGGUUGUAUCUUGGUCGAGAUGGAGACGUCCAUACCGCUCUUUGCGGGCAAGAACACGUUGGAUGUACUUACGAGGCAGUGCUGGGUGCUCGGGGCGCCCUCUCCCCAAGACUUACGAGAGCUCCAUUGUUCGACAGAUGCCGACCGCGUCGUCGCCCAUGCGGCAUCAAGGGCGGCGUUGCUAGACCGAGCCCCGUCCAUCUUGGAACUCAUUGAUGACGCCUUUUCACUCAGACAAUCACUACAAAAGACGGAAACGAAAAAAGAAUCUGAUGUGGACGCCAGUGUCCUCAAAAAGGACGCGAGACGGCUGGAGCUGCGCGAGGAGACAAGAAGAGGCGACGUCAGCGACCUGGCCUUGGCUUGUGUUUCAGGACUGGACCCUCGCUUGGGCGCGCACGACGCGCUGCGGCAUCCCUUGUUUGCUGCUUUCACGGAACGACUCCCGGCGUUCGAAGAUAGCAAGGACGGCCUCUUUUCGUUAUUGGAAAGGCACUGCGGCGACGGUCUAGAUUCGGGUUGUGCUAGGUUGCCUUGCAGCGAGUACCGCGCGCGGAUCCAGUCGUACGUCCGCAUCGACGAGGUGACGAUCCAAAAGUGCCGGCCCCCGCACCUGCGGACGCAGAUCCGCAUUUUGACGGAUGACGAUGAUACUUCGUAUGCGUCGUCCUCUCAUCGUAGUGGGACUGCUGUGAGCUGGGCCGACCUGAGCGCCGUGUCCCAGGCGUCGCCCGGUUCGGACGGGACCUACUCCUACUACACGCCCGAGUCGAAGUCGCCCGUGCGGGCCUUGCCCGCUUCGCCGACGAGUCCUAGCACCGAUAGUGAUGUGAGCGCGCGGGAGUAA